GUAGGUUCCAUCUCAUCAUUUCUUCUCCACGAUCGUGAAUUCCAUAGUCCUCAGAUCACCCUUCAGUGUUUGUUCUCUACUUUCGCAUUCAGCCCAAUAACUUUUACCCAGCCAAUCACAAUGCCACGCGCAGUCAGAGGGGUUCUCAUCGAGUGCGACCCAUCCGUCAAAGCCAUCAUCCUCAAGUACGACGAAGAAAGACACGACUAUAUCGUGGAAGACCUAGACGAUGACCGUCACCUCGUGAUCAAGGAGAGCCAGCUGCAGAAUCUCAAGUACCGUCUUGGAAAGGAAUUGGAUGACAAGGUCAUGCAGCCUGACGAGUCGGAGUCGGAAUAAACCAUCAUCAACUCUGUCAGCUUUAGGAAAACCGCUUCCUAUGUUCUAGACUGGCGACCCCUCCCUUUCCGCCACCUUCGGUACUACACACUUCCUUCGCGUGAGGUAGAGCUGUCUAUUUCGGUAUUUUGGGUGGGUGGAGCAAUUGCGUCCGAUUGCUUGCUUAGUGAUACCCAUGUUGGGUUUGUUACACUCGCGUAAGCAGGGGAAUCAUCUAGAUACCCGGGGCGUAGGGGUCUGCCUUUUGAUAGCAUAACUCAUGGGAAGCUGCACGCGUGACGUCAUACUAAUCAAUUUUUUGCUCCUGCUGGGUGUACAGGACUGUGCUUGAGCUUGACAGGGAGUGAAGGAAGCAGCCGUUGUGUGAUCUCAUCUGCUUGGGUCAUGGUGACAUUGUCACUGCCGACCAUGCGCGUUCGACGUCACGUGACCGCGGAAGCUGCUAGAAGCCACUAGCUAUAUCGAGCACCAACUGGUAUCAUCAGCAAGCACCUUCGCCAACCUUCGAGACAUCUCCAGAUACGCCAGGAUAAUUUGUUUGUGAUACCCUGGCAGUUUCUGGAAUCAUGCCUCUCAGGUAUAUUAAGGGGGACCAGCCCGUGGAGUUGAUCCCAUCCAUCAACAAGAAACAG
Messenger RNA from Aspergillus candidus, 971 nucleotides. It is a transcript of the gene tfb5, whose product is annotated as TFIIH complex subunit TFB5. Gene Ontology annotation, biological process: transcription by RNA polymerase II; transcription initiation at RNA polymerase II promoter; nucleotide-excision repair. The record is from RefSeq and is a predicted model, not a curated record. The annotation marks the transcript as partial. Lineage: Eukaryota; Fungi; Ascomycota; Eurotiomycetes; Eurotiales; Aspergillaceae. The transcript is spliced from 3 exons. Gene Ontology annotation, cellular component: transcription factor TFIIH core complex; transcription factor TFIIH holo complex.